AUGGCGUCGAUUAUCGAAUUUGCUUGGACGUAUCUAAUCACCCAUUUCAAUGAUUUUCAAUUAGCAUGUCUUGGAAGUUUCUUUCUUCACGAAAGUGUCUUCUUCUUGGCGGGGGUUCCUUUUAUAAUUUUUGAAAGGCUAGGAUGGCUGAGCAAGUACAAAAUUCAGACUAAGAAUAAUACGCCGGCUGCUCAGGGGAAAUGUGUCACUCGACUACUGCUCUAUCAUUUCUGUGUCAAUCUUCCAGUUAUGAUUUUAUCCUAUCCUGUCUUCAAAUACAUGGGGAUGCGCAGUAGUCUUCCCUUGCCGUCCUGGAAAGUAGUCUCAACCCAGAUUUUGUUCUACUUCAUCUUGGAGGAUUUCAUUUUCUAUUGGGGACACAGGAUUUUACAUACAAAAUGGCUUUACAAGCAUGUCCACAGUGUCCAUCAUGAAUAUGCAACACCAUUUGGACUUACUUCUGAGUAUGCUCAUCCUGCUGAGAUUUUGUUUCUUGGAUUUGCUACAAUUGUUGGUCCUGCCAUCACUGGUCCUCAUCUGAUAACACUGUGGCUGUGGAUGGUUCUUAGAGUCCUUGAAACGGUUGAAGCACAUUGUGGCUACCAUUUUCCAUUGAGCCUCUCGAACUUUUUGCCAUUAUAUGGGGGUGCUGAUUUCCAUGACUAUCAUCACCGACUGCUGUAUACAAAGAGUGGCAACUAUUCAUCAACUUUUGUAUACAUGGACUGGAUAUUUGGUACUGAUAAGGGUUAUAGAAGAUUGAAGGCUUUGCAAGGAAACGGAAUCAAUCAGAAGCUUGUUUUUGGAUAA
Messenger RNA from Fraxinus pennsylvanica, 810 nucleotides. NCBI's taxonomy places the organism in Eukaryota, Viridiplantae, Streptophyta, Magnoliopsida, Lamiales, Oleaceae. The record is from the annotation of a GenBank genome assembly.